This is a messenger RNA of Penicillium angulare, 1518 nucleotides long. It is a transcript of the gene dot1, whose product is annotated as histone methyltransferase DOT1. NCBI's taxonomy places the organism in Eukaryota, Fungi, Ascomycota, Eurotiomycetes, Eurotiales, Aspergillaceae. Gene Ontology annotation, biological process: regulation of transcription regulatory region DNA binding; subtelomeric heterochromatin formation; DNA repair. Gene Ontology annotation, molecular function: histone binding; histone H3K79 methyltransferase activity. The record is from RefSeq and is a predicted model, not a curated record. Gene Ontology annotation, cellular component: nucleosome; nucleus. The coding region runs from base 1 to 1518 and encodes 505 amino acids. The transcript is spliced from 2 exons.
AUGGGCUUUUUCGACCACCUCCAAAAAGGAGGGGCUUUUUCCUUACAACCCCAGAAGACACAAGUCCGCAAAGUCGUCCAAGCGAAACCCGUUCCGAAAGCGAAGCCCAGCCCUGUUCAAACCCAGGCCAACGGCUCUCCACGAGUGCCAUCGUCAGAUCGGAGCCGCAAGACGUCCGCGUUGAAAGCCCGGUCGGUAUCCAGCGAUCUCGACGCCCGCCCCUCUAAGCGCUUGAACACCCCGACGCGUGGUCGGAAGCGACCAACCCCCGAACAGCGCCUUGCAAGUGACGACGAAGAAGGUAUCAGCGAUAGCGAUGCCUCUUUCGAAGUACGGAAACGCGCGCGCACGAGCGCGAGUGAGGAACCUGACCUGGAGAGGCGAGUUCGUUCUGUGAAAGCAUUUUCGGAGGAAGGAACUCGCCCCUUCAAGAUGGUUCAUGCGGCCGACAUCACCUCAGGUCAGAAGGCCGGGAAAUUUAAGCCUGCAUUUGGAGCUCAAGACAAACCUGCGAAGAUCCUCUUGCAAUACCCAAGCGCUUCGCAAAAAGAAAGAUUCGAUUGCAUGGUGCCCCGUGACAACGACGAUUUCCGACCAAUCGACGAUAUUGUUCAAGUCAUUGAGACUGUCUCGGAUAAUUAUAUUCCUGAAGAAGAGGCAUCGGAAUUCAACGAUGAGACCACUGGUAUUAAACGACGCUUGCGCAGAGCUCUCGCAGUUGUAUCAGAAAGCCAAUUCCGCGAGGCUGUCCAGGACUACAAUAAGGCAAUUGAUCGGUUAAGGACGAGCGGUAGCUUGGCAAGACAUUUGGAUCAAACACAUCGUAUUGUUUUACCCUGGGUCGAGCGUAUUCUGACUCAGAUAUAUGCGCGCACCGUCUCCCCUCGUGUUGAGUCCCUUCGACAGUAUGAAAAUGGAACCGACAACGUGUACGGCGAACUCCUACCGCGAUUUAUCAGUAAUAUCUUCAAGGAAACUAAGCUGAAGUCUGGCCAAGUUUUUGUCGAUCUUGGAUCUGGUGUCGGAAAUGUCGUUCUCCAGGCGGCGCUGGAGAUUGGCUGUGAGAGCUGGGGCUGCGAAAUGAUGACGAAUGCUUGUGAUCUCGCGGAGUUACAGCAGUCUGAGUUCAAGGCGCGAUGUCGACUUUGGGGUAUUCUGCCAGGGAAAACCCAUCUUGUCCGGGGUGAUUUCCUAGAGCAGGAGAGCAUCGUCAACGUCCUCAAGCGCGCUGAUGUAAUUCUCAUCAACAAUCAAGCUUUUACUCCGCAACUCAAUAAUGAGCUGAUCAAUCACUUCCUUGACAUGAAAGAAGGCUGCAAGAUUGUUUCGCUCAAAUCAUUUGUCCCUGCCGGACACAAGAUUCAAUCUCGGAACCUCAAUUCCCCCAUCAACCUUCUCAAAGUCCAACAGAAGAACUAUUGGUCGAACAGUGUAAGUUGGACCGACGUUGGUGGUGAAUACUUUAUCGCCACCAAGGAUAGUUCUCGACUUAAGGCCUUUGCGGAUGGAACUUUGUGA